Schistocerca gregaria is the source of this 4042-nucleotide messenger RNA. RefSeq lists its product as uncharacterized. The record is from RefSeq and is a predicted model, not a curated record. NCBI's taxonomy places the organism in Eukaryota, Metazoa, Arthropoda, Insecta, Orthoptera, Acrididae. Bases 310 to 663 code for a protein of 117 amino acids. The transcript is spliced from 4 exons.
AGCGCUGGAGGUCACGCCGCGUGGGCCGCCCGCAGCCGGCCGCCUGGAACGCUGGAGCGCGUUCGCGCCGCCGCCGGCAGGUGGCCGCCUGCUGACGUCACGGGCACGCCUCGCCCGCUUCGCGCGCGGCGGUUUGUGUGCCAACAGUGCGGGCGGCGCAGAUCUGCAGACGCGGCCACAGCGGUGCCCAGACGGUAGCCAGCGGCCGGCGGGGAGAGGAAGUGCUGCGUCUUUCGGACCGCGCCCUCACUUGCAAACAGCUGACCAGGAUCCUGUUCCGACCUGACGCCAACAUCUUCUGAAUACAAAAUGACCACUGCUAGAAGGAAAGCCGUUCUUCUGCCAUACCAUUUGCUUGUGGCUGUGGUGUUGAUUGCUGUGCUGAUCUGUGAUGUCCAGCAUGCUGUAGCAGAUCCUGUUGCAGGACCAUGCAUCAAGGAUGACCAUAUGUGUGUCAGAGAUGCUGAAUGCUGCAAUGGUUGCUGUCUGGAAGGAAAAUGUGUCAAAUACGCGGACCGGUGCUCGCCGGCGGCGAACGCGUGCUCGGUGCACGAGUGCCCGCCGGGCCGCGAGUGCUACCUGCACCAGGUGCAGUGCGCCGGCGCCGACUGCCCGCCCAUCCCGGCCUGCCGGGACCCCGACUACGACGACUACGACGAGUAGGCUGUCCGCCGGGCUCCCGGGCGGAGCCCCGCCGUGGGGGCACUCCACAGCGUCUGUCUCAGGGAUCCCUGCCUCACUCACCCGCUGCACUUCUUCUGCUUAACGAGACACCUGCUCGGUGGUUCAGUGUCUGGCACUCCGUGAAAAAUCGUUGAUAAUUUGCGAGCGUACACUCAGGCGUCAGAAUUGAACUGCCCCAGAAAAUAUUUCGUACACCUUAAGAUAGGCAACCCGCGUUCCAGGUACGACUGGCGUAAGCUGGGUUGCCUAGCUUAAGGGGCAUGAAAUAUUUUUUAAGCCAUUUCACUUCUGCCCACCCUGUGUAAAACACCUCCAUGGGACUCUGAAGUUGUCGCCGCCGUAUUUUCCAGGUGUGAAGUUCGUCUGUCCAAAAGAGUGCCGAUCUCUUCUUUAUCAUACACAAACAAGCAAUAAAAAAUGAUAUACUGACUUAGAGGGAUCAUGGGGGACAUGUUGAGCAUAGGAAGCCAUGUCUGGAAAACUCAUCCAACAGAGGUACAGAGCGUCUACAGAGAUUAACCUUCCUUCAAAUGAGAUGAUAUUUUUCGGUACCAAAUUCCAAGCACAGUUGUGAUACAGGUGGACGCCUACGGCGCCACCUAAGGUCUUCAGCGCUUUCAUAUGUUUGCUGUCGAAGCGACUAUUGGCAGGGUUUGUCCCCUGCAGUUUCGACGCUCUUUAGUUCGCCGGAUGACUUCUCCGGACAUAUAUUCCUAAACUCAUUUUUCCAUAGUUCUAAUGAGUUCAUCCGCGUUUGGGCAUUGAAAUGAGUGAUUGGUAACACUUAAAACUUUGUGCCGGGCCAGCACUCCACGCCGGAUCUCCCGCUUCACGUGAACAGUCGCCUUCACCUCCUCAGCCAUCUGAGCAUGCUUCCGAUUCAACCCAAAUUCCCAGCCUGUUACAAGCUACCGACGUAGCGUCGCACACGCAUGAACCACUUACUCGCAGUCCCUGUGUCCCGGAAGAGCUCGGGCAUGGCGUGCAUCCGCACCGAAGACAGGAUCACUGGUCGUCGACACCCGAUCCCUUACGGAAAUCAGGAACUCUGAGUAAGGGGCUCUUGGGUAGGCCUGUAACAGGCUUGGAACUUGGGCUGGAUGGCAAGUGUGCUCGGAUGGCGUUGAGCGGGAGAUACGGGUUCGAGUCCCGGUCUGAGACAAAUGUUCACCUACUACUACUUAUUCAUUUCAAUGCGCAAAUGCGGGUAACGUCAUUAAACCACUACAGCAAUCUAUUGUAUGGUUGCUGGAUCAAAUAAGAUAUCUGUUCUUCCACAACUCACUUUUGGUCCUAAAGAGAGUUUCCACAACCUCUGAAAGUUUGUUGAUAUUCUUUUAUUUCACUCUGCGUAUUUCUUGUAAAUUUACUUGUUUUAUCUACUGGAAAAUCAUACUUUAAUGUACUUAUUUCAAUAACAAGUGUGGUUUUUCAGACAUCCAAUGCUUGUCAGUACGAAUGUAUGCAGAGGAAUGUGCAGUAUUCUGAAACGGUAUUGCACAUUGAAUUGUGUAUCGGACCACGUACCGACCAAGGAACCUUGUCCACCGUGGGCGUUGCUGUUACCGGCUGAGCUAUCCGGGUACAGCUCACGACUUCCUCUCAUGACUUCGACGUGGUACUGGGAGAAUGGAAGUUAAAACUGUGAGGGCAACUUGUAAGUUGUACCUGUACUGCUCAGUCGGUAAGGGGUUCCAGAUUCGAGAAUCAGUACAGCACACAAUUUUAAUGCAUCAGGACGUUUCAUUCGAAGCUUUAUCUGCACAUUUAUGUUCGUCCAACGUUUUGAAUUAUCUAGAGUUGAGUAUAAUACUGCAGAAGGUGCGAUAGAAAUGUAAAACAAGUGUCCUGUUGAAACUAAUUCAACAGUAAAAAUAUGACAGUAACUGCUUUUGAAGUAAGUGUUGUAACUUGGAAAUAGUAUAUACGGUUUUUUACGUCGUGCAAAUUUCAUAUAAUGUAGAGUGAAAUAAAUCAUCUUCCGGUCACAUUCAGUGAGACAAAUUCUGACAAACACGAGUAACUGUGUUUUAAUGACAGACAAAGAAAAGAACUGGUGGCAUUAACUUUAAAAAGGGUACUUUUGGUGAAUCAGGUCGUACACAAAGCAUGAUUCCAAAUAUGAGUCUAUAGUUUCUAAUAGUAAGCACGAACGCAAUAUAAGAACAUGAAAAAACUUAAAAUGUUAACAAUUUUUUUAAAAAAAGUAAGAAUUUACAAUAUAAUACGCGCUUACCGCCUACACCAUUGUUCAUUGCACCUGUGAAAGAUAUCCUACUGGAUGGCGGGAUUAAACUUACCAUUGCAGUUGUGAACAGUGAAACGAAAACUUCUUUUAUAAUUGGAAAUCAAUACAUUUAUCAUUAUAAAAGCAAUUCGAGACAGUAUGGAGGACGUUCGAUGUCGAGAAUAAACAUACAAUUAAGUGGCUGAGAGUAGUGCUACAAUUAUAUGGUUUUAAAACAUUCCAUAUCUGGCAAAAAAAUUUCAGAGAGUGAUGAAGUCGUACGCACAUAUAAGUUAUGGUGUCAUAUUUAAAGUACAUAGCUAUCGAAAAUCAUGGAAAAGAUUUUGGUAGGAAUUAAGAAAUUAAAGGUUCGUACACAACACAUGAAACGGACCCCUUAGAACUAAGUGAAACUUUUUCGUUUCAGUCGUUUUGUGAUGGUAGAAAUGAGACAGAAUAAUUAAAAAAUAGACAUUAAUUUGUCAGUUAUUGCUUUAGAUAUUUUUUAAAUGUGAGAGUGUUGCUGUUUCCUGUGAACACAAAAAAAGUGACGGAGAGGAAUAAUUUUUAGGAUACUGUCGUUUGUCGCAUCAUACGCACUCAGUAAAAUUUUGAAGGAGAUGGAAUGAUACGUUGCUUCUGAUUUUUGAUGGUUGUUGAAAAUUGUCGAUUUGAAGGUGACGUAAGUCAACACCUCAUUCCAAAAUUACUGCCCACCUCCUGAAAACUGUAAGUAGCAGGUUCACGAGAAUCUUAGUAACAGCAAAGAUAUUUUUUCGUACUUACAACGGCUUAAGCCUAUAAAAAACUAAAUCACUACACUUUAUAAGGAGUGCCACCUCGAGUUCCUUGCAGACCCACUAUUUUCAAGCCAUAGUGAUGUCUACAGAGAUAUCAAGAGUGUAAAUAUUUGAUUUAAAGAAGUGUUUACUCACGUAGCAGCAGACAUUUCUAAACGGAACCAUUGUAAUACGAAUGCUAGUUUUAUUGUUUAUAGUUACCUCUACACACGUUAUAAAUAAUCUAACAUUUGUAGGUUAGAACAAUGCAAAUAUGAAGAAAUACUUAUGUGUUGAGUAGCGAUUUAUGAAAUGCUUAUUUAUAAUUGUGAAAAUAAAUAUAACUACUUAA